UUCGUCACAGCAGCUCACAUCAGGCAAUAACCAAAUCCGAUUUCAACCUCAUCUGGCAAUCAGAAAUAUUCACUGACAACACCACCCGCAUGUUGCGUCUCAAUCAUGACUCCGAAGCAGCUAAAUAUGUAAACCUGGCCCGUAAACCUGGCCCGCAACGAGCCGCAACAAUAGCCCAGUCGGAGGAGGCAUAGUUGACUCGUCCUCUGAAGACAAAAUAGGGGAAGUUGAUUGCCACGGAGGCUUUUGUUUCGUCCUGUUCGAGCGCACGGCUACAGCGUCAUAUUCCUCCUACCCGUUGACAACUAGGUCGAACUGGAAGUCGGACCAAAACCCCUAAGUGGGCUCAAGCUGUGACUUCAAAUUCAGCGUUCAAGACGCACGAUGAACUCAAGAAUCAUGGACAUUUCUGGCGCGACCGCCAUGCGUGGCUCGAAGACCGGAGUUCCAGGAUGGAGGCUACGACGAGCCCGUAGAUCCAUUCCGCACCGAUAUCUACUAUCUGGACGGUUUUAUCAGAGAAAGCUUCAUGGAGACGUGCCGCAAUAUGGAGUUCUUACGACCGCUCGUCGCCGACAUGGUGCAGGACGAUACCGACUAUUGAGUGCUAGGUCAGAAACGAUGUUCGGCCAGGUAGCGAAAAUGCGAGCUCGGCUGGUCCAGAGGGAAGAGUGUGUGUUGGUGCGGACUGUGCUUGGUAUAGAGCAUGUCUUCAGGACGGCGAGAUAUCUCCUUGCAGUAAGCGCUUCCUGCCGUGCCAUCCCUGUCGCUGACAUUUCAUCUGUGUUAGUCCCCGUAUGUAUGACAUGCUAUCUGUGUCGACCUUAUGCGAUGUGUCCCACCUUUCCACUUACUCCUCGAGGUACUUUGGCUGGUGCAUCUCACUGGCAGUUUGAUCAGGCCCUGGACUGUAAAGCCGUGGAACCACGCUAACUCUGUAGGAAGGCUGUGGCCUCCAGUUUCUCCUUGUCGUCUCGUAUCCCCGGGCUGUGCGGCCUUUCUCAUUAUCACUGCCUUUCUAUGCUCACUUUCCCUGUUCGUAACCCUGCACAGCCUCGAUUCACGUCUAUGUGGUCCAUCUUGAUUAUCGAUAAGCGUUCAUUAUGCUAA
Messenger RNA from Fomitopsis serialis, 1110 nucleotides. RefSeq lists its product as uncharacterized. The coding region runs from base 385 to 933 and encodes 182 amino acids. The record is from RefSeq and is a predicted model, not a curated record. Lineage: Eukaryota; Fungi; Basidiomycota; Agaricomycetes; Polyporales; Fomitopsidaceae. The transcript has 2 exons.